AUGACCACCACAGCAGCUCAAGAUACUACCCAAAACCACCUUAAGAACCCUAUGGAUAUUGAAAAACAGAACUCAGGUAGUCCAUCUGCAGUUGAUCCUCCCAAAUCCUUAGGGGCAGGGUCCGCAUUGGCACUUGGGGCGUUCGGUACAACACUGACGACUCUCUCACUGAGUCUGAUGGAGUGGAGAGGCGUCACCACGACAAAUGUCUUUGUUGCGAACUUCUUCUUUAUCGCUGCCUUUGGGCUGGUGGUGACCGCCCAAUGGGAGUUAUCCAUCGGAAAUGGCUUUGCAUACACUGUUUUCAGUGCAUUUGGUGAGCUUCAAAACGAAUCAUGUCUUGGGAUCAGUGAGCUUAUUCUAUUCCUGACAGGCCUCUUCUACGCCGGCUACGGCGCUCUGCUGACUCCCUCCUUCGGAAUAGAACAAGCAUAUGGCAACGACAACGCGCAGUAUAACAAUGCGGUUGGCUUCUUCAUGAUUCUGUGGACAGUCUUCGUGUUCACAUUUUUCAUAGCCUCCCUUCCCACAAAUCUGGCUUACGUUUUAGUUUUCUUUCUCGUUGACCUUGGUUUUCUCAUGGUUGCGGCCAGCUACUUUGCUGAAGCGGACGGCCAUGCUGCUUCUUCUACUGCACUGAAGAAAUCGGGCGGAGCGUUUUGUUUUCUGGCGGGAUUGGUGGGGUGGUAUAUUGUUUUUCAUUUAUUGUUGAAAGAUUCACUUCUGGAGUUACCGUUGGGUGACACUUCGAGGUACUUUGGGAAGAAGAAGGGUGACUAG
This is a messenger RNA of Penicillium lagena, 780 nucleotides long. RefSeq lists its product as uncharacterized. Gene Ontology annotation, molecular function: acetate transmembrane transporter activity. The record is from RefSeq and is a predicted model, not a curated record. NCBI's taxonomy places the organism in Eukaryota, Fungi, Ascomycota, Eurotiomycetes, Eurotiales, Aspergillaceae. Gene Ontology annotation, cellular component: plasma membrane. The transcript has 2 exons. Bases 1 to 780 code for a protein of 259 amino acids.